AUGUCUAGCAGGGCCGGAGGUCUCUACGGAGGGAUCCAGUUCUCAUCUGCCAAACCUUUUGCGAACCCCUCGGAAGACCCAGCUGAAGACCAGCCCCUACCGCAACCUCCAUCGGUACAGCUCGUCUCGACCCCCACGCCCUCGAUCGUCCCACAAAGCACCAGGGGAGCGGUCUCAGCGGCCCCCACGGCUCCAGCCCAGGCUCAAAAUCCCGCUGCGAGCGGCAGCGGCCCCAGCGCAGACGCGCCCGCGAAAGCCACAGCCGGCUGGUCCGCCGCGCUCGUCUUCGCGCCUACGCGUCGACAGGCGGCCAAGGCCAAGCCCCAGGCGCCUCGUCUUCCGGUCGGGGCCGCGAUGGCGGGCGGCGCCGCACCCACGCCCGCUGCGCUGUCGAGCACGGCCGUGGUGUUUGCGCCGCCGUCGCUCGUGGACCCGAAGGAGAAGGCCAAGGAGAACAGCGCCAGCGACGCGCAGCAGCAGCAGCAGCAAGGCAGCCAGGGAUGGGGCCGCAAGGUGAAGCCCCCGUCGAUGAUCCUCGACGAAGACGUGAAUGGCUUCAAGACCGGACUCAAGGGCGGCCGGAGGGACGGCCCCGGCGGCGGCGGAGGGGUGGCGGGUGGCGGGAAGAAAAAGGGCAAGAAGAACAAGAGCGCGCUCCAGCAGGCGGCGGUGUGGAACCCGGACGAGGCGUACGACCCGAUGCGCCCGAACGACUACAACGAGUGCAAGACAUGGCAGCGGCGGGAGCGGGAGGAGCGUAGGGAGCGGCUGCUGGAGGAGAAACGGCGGGGAGAGGACAGGAAGCGGUACCGGCGGAGCAGCAGUUACUCGGACAGCUAUCACAGCGCAUCGGAGGAGGAGAGGCCGCGAAAGACCGGACGAUAUGAAGAUCGGAGCAGGAACGAGCAGGAGGAGUACGGGCGCCCUGUUGGAAUCGGUGCUGCCAGCAUGUCUGUUGUUGCUGUCGACGCCACGAUGACGGGAGACGAGGCGUACCAGCGCCGUCUCGCCAUGUCGCAGGGCUUGCAGGCUCUCAGCCCUCCACGUCGACAUUCACACCCUCGGCUUCCUCCCUCAGUGAUACUGCCGCACGCUGGCCGAUCUGGCGAAGAUGCCUACCUGGCGCGUCUCGCCAUGAUACCGCAAGGCAAUCCUCCAGUUACUCGGGAGCCUAGCCCCCUUCCGUUCGAGGAGGCUCUCCCUCCGCGCGCCCAGGCCCCCAUUCUCGUCCCGCCUCCCGCCGCGCCAGCUCCCGCUGUUCCUUCGCAACAGAAAAUAGAGAGCAGCAAGCUCGCAGCAGCGGCCAUCGCCGCGCGUCUGAGUGCGCUGGCUCCGAAAGGCACGGGUCCCCCGCUGCCCACCGGCCCGGAGGCUGCGUCGUCCGCGGAGCCCACGAAACGGCCGGAUCCUCACGGGUUCGCGCAAAGGCUCAUGGCGAAGUGGGGGCACAAGGAGGGCCAGGGCCUCGGCGUCGACGGCUCCGGGAUCGUGCACGCGCUCACCGUCGAGCAGGUCAGCGGUGGCGCAAAGGGCAAGAGCAAGGGCAAGGGCAAGGGAAGCAAGGGCGCGCACUUCGGCCCCGCGGCGGGAGGGGGCGCGGCAGGCGCCGCCGCGGCGAAGAUGGGACGAAUCGUGAACAUGAACGAGGACGCGAAGGCGCGGGAGGACCGCGCGCGGUUCGGAGAGCCGAGCCGCGUGAUGGUGCUCACGAACAUGGUCGACCUCGAGGACGUGGACGACGAGGAGCUCCGCGGGGAGAUCGGCGACGAGUGCGCGAAGAACGGAACCGUGGAGCCCCCGGCGGAUCGGGAAGAGGACGCGGUGCGCGUGUUCGUCUGUUUCGGCGGGCCCGUCGGGGCGUGGAAGACGGUGCGGGAGAUGGACGGCCGGUUCUUCGGGGGCGGGCGUGCAGACAACAAGGCAUGGCUACAGCAGGGGAACAAGCCCGUCAAGGUACGUAGGCUCCAAGACGACGAGAGAACAAACAAAUCCCGAGCCACUCAGAUCGCGAUCGUGAACCUGUUUCCAAGUACCGCAUCCUCGCUGACACAUCAUAAGUCCUGGAUCAGAUCCUGUUUGUCCUCCGCGUAA
Epithele typhae is the source of this 2091-nucleotide messenger RNA. RefSeq lists its product as uncharacterized. Gene Ontology annotation, cellular component: precatalytic spliceosome. The transcript is spliced from 9 exons. Gene Ontology annotation, molecular function: nucleic acid binding. The record is from RefSeq and is a predicted model, not a curated record. Lineage: Eukaryota; Fungi; Basidiomycota; Agaricomycetes; Polyporales; Epitheliaceae. Gene Ontology annotation, biological process: mRNA cis splicing, via spliceosome. Bases 1 to 2091 code for a protein of 696 amino acids.